Sarcophilus harrisii (Tasmanian devil) is the source of this 1501-nucleotide messenger RNA. It is a transcript of the gene PSMD4, whose product is annotated as proteasome 26S subunit, non-ATPase 4. Gene Ontology annotation, molecular function: polyubiquitin modification-dependent protein binding. The record is from RefSeq and is a predicted model, not a curated record. Gene Ontology annotation, biological process: proteasome-mediated ubiquitin-dependent protein catabolic process. The coding region runs from base 212 to 1351 and encodes 379 amino acids. Gene Ontology annotation, cellular component: cytosol; proteasome regulatory particle, base subcomplex; nucleus. Lineage: Eukaryota; Metazoa; Chordata; Mammalia; Dasyuromorphia; Dasyuridae. The transcript is spliced from 10 exons.
CUCCCGGUUUCUCGUUAAACCACGAGCCUUGCCCUGUGCCCUGCUCCCGCUCCGGGCCUACAACUCCCAGAGAGCCCCGCGGCUCUCACGGCGUAGCGCAAGCGCCUGACCUGGAUAAGGCCCUGCGAUUGGAGGGGCGGGUUUAGCCAAUAGGAUAAAGCAUUGUUGAGUAGUCCAGACUAGCCGGUCAGGGAGGGAGGAAGGAGGCAAGAUGGUGUUGGAAAGCACUAUGGUGUGUGUUGAUAACAGCGAGUAUAUGCGGAAUGGGGAUUUCCUGCCCACCCGGCUACAGGCCCAGCAGGAUGCAGUCAACAUAGUAUGUCACUCCAAGACACGAAGCAACCCCGAGAACAACGUGGGACUCAUCACACUGGCCAAUGACUGUGAAGUACUCACUACACUAACCCCUGACACUGGCCGCAUUUUGUCCAAGCUUCACACAGUUCAACCCAAGGGCAAGAUUACCUUUUGUACUGGCAUUCGAGUUGCCCACUUGGCUCUGAAACACAGACAAGGAAAGAAUCACAAGAUGCGGAUCAUUGCCUUUGUGGGCAGCCCCGUAGAAGACAACGAGAAGGAUCUGGUGAAGCUAGCAAAGCGGCUAAAGAAAGAAAAAGUGAAUGUUGACAUUAUCAACUUUGGGGAGGAGGAGGCAAACACAGACAAACUGACAGCCUUUGUGAACACACUAAAUGGCAAAGAUGGGACCGGUUCGCAUCUGGUAACAGUACCCCCUGGGCCCAGCCUGGCUGAUGCCCUCAUCAGCUCCCCUAUCCUGGCCGGAGAAGGUGGUGCCAUGCUGGGGCUGGGGGCCAGUGACUUCGAGUUUGGGGUGGAUCCCAGCGCCGAUCCUGAACUGGCCCUGGCACUUCGGGUGUCCAUGGAAGAACAGCGACAAAGGCAGGAGGAGGAGGCCAGACGGGCAGCUGCGGCUUCUGCUGCAGAGGCCGGCAUUGCCACAACUGGGACUGAAGGUGGGGAUUCAGAUGACGCCCUGCUGAAGAUGACCAUCAAUCAGCAGGAAUUUGGUCGGAGUGGGCUCCCCGACUUAAGCAGCAUGACUGAAGAGGAGCAGAUUGCAUAUGCCAUGCAGAUGUCUUUGCAGGGAAACGAGUUUGUCCAGGCAGAAUCGGGGGACCUUGAUGCCGGCUCCGCUAUGGACACCUCUGAGCCCGCCAAGGAGGAGGAUGACUAUGACGUGAUGCAAGACCCCGAGUUCCUGCAGAGCGUCCUGGAGAAUCUUCCAGGCGUGGACCCCAACAAUGAGGCCAUCCGAAACGCCAUGGGAUCUCUGGCCUCCCAAGCCACCAAGGAUGGCAAAAAGGAGAAGAAAGAGGAAGAUAAGAAGUGAGGAGGCUGGAAGGGGAGGGGCGCUCAGUCUCCUCCCCAAAAAAAGGCCAAAAAGGGUAUGGGGGGAGUUGUUCACAUAGUGUUUAGGUGAUGGUCUUGUGUAACAGUUACAACUGAAAUAAAAUUUGGUGAUUUUUUUUUUUCCUUAAAA